AUGGCUCCUCCGCUUCAGCCAGGCUGCAGCCGGCUUCCAGCUAGACGAGGCUGCCGAGUCGUAGAAGCAGCGGUCCUCAUGGCCGCCGCAAGCCUGAUCAUCAUGCAAGCUAGUGGCACACCAAAGGCCUUUGUGCAACCACAAGUCUCUGUCGGCGCCACGCCUGCAGCAAUGGUCAUGCAGGGUGCCUCGCCUCACAGCUCAGCGGGCUCAGCAGCUCUGACCAUGCCUUCUGUCCGCGGAUCAUCUUCCUAUGCGCUGGGCAUCGCUGGUUUCAGCCUGUUGCUCACCUAUGCCGCGCUGCGCCAGCAGGCGCAAGCUUCCACUCGGGUCGCGCAGCCUCGGGUGGUCCUGGCAGCCAUGCCACAGGAGAUUGAUCCUGUCAGGUCAUGGGCCCCUUCAGUGGUUGUGGAACCCGUGCCAUUGGACUUGCCGUCGCUUUGUCCAUCAGUCUGCGCCAAAGAGACGCUGAUGGAUGUGGACGUGGUUUUCAGGGAUGUGCCUAUCACCGUUGCGUCCCCACCAAGACUUGCCUCACCGACCGUGAACGCCUUAACCCAAUCAAUCCCUGCUGAGGAGAUGCCAUCGCAAAGAGGGCAGAGGGCUCGCUUCGUGGGUAGGGCGCGCCGCACGUCGCAGUCACAUCGCCGCAGCUCAAAAAAGACAGCGUGCCGUGCCAGCGUGAAACUGACGCCUGCGCUUACCGUGGUCCCACAGCCGCCAUCCUUCGAUGUCACCAGACUUCGGCUGAAGAUUCAAACUGGCUCAGGGCUACUGCGGUUGCUCCUGGACCAGACGGGCUCCCCAGAUGGGUGUGUUUACAAGGCAAACUCUGCUGGAGUGAUGGUUAGUGACAGCCGCUAUGAUAUGAAGAGAGGUGGGUGGUCGGUCAGCUUGUCCGACUUGGACAGCGGAAAGGAUGGUGUGAAUCUCGCCACGGAGCUGAAGAGGCGGCCCAACGUCGUCAUCAAGGUUUGCGAGAAAGCCCUUCAGGACUUAUACAGAGAGCAGUUCCUUACGGAGAAUGAUGGGUCUCAGAAGGCUCCGAUUAUUCAACUGAACAUCACAGAGGAUGUAAGUCUCGACAGCAAAGACUUGUCCACACGGCCAAAGAUGAUUCGAGAGCUGCGCCAUGAUCAGGUUGAGAAGCUCGUGAUCAUUCAGGGGAUCGUCGUGUCGGUUACUAACCCCCGAAGCAAGGUUCGCAAAGUGGUCCUGAGGUGUAGCAACUGCGAGAACGUGGAAGAGGUCUAUGUGGAGGGUGGCUUCACGGCAGCUCACGUUCCGGCGGCCUGCAAGGGCAACGCACUGCGUGCCGGGAACCUGGAAAGAUGCCCACCCAACUCAUUCGUAGCAGAUGCUUCGCUCAGCGAAUAUGCAUCAGACCAAAGGGUACGUUUACAGGAGCUACCAGAGCACGUACCGGUCGGAGAGAUGCCUCGGUCGAUUGACUUGUGUGCCCAGAUGUCAGAUGUAGAUCUGUGCACUCCCGGAACACGCCUCACUUGCAUUGGUGUUUUCAACGCUUCAGAGAAAGCGGUCGGAGACAAGUUGACCAGGGGCAGGAACCAGGGUACCAACACUGUCAAGUACUCGUAUGUCCAGGUCUUGGGCUUGCAGCGUGCACAGGGCAAUCGCUCACAGGGCGCUCUUGAGAUCAGCGCCGAGGAGGAGGAACGCUUUGACCAGCUUGCCAAGGACCCGGGCAUCAGAGAGAAGAUCUUCGAGUCAAUUGCUCCUGCUAUUUGUGCGACUGAGAAGGAUGUCAUCAACGAUGUGAAGAGGGCAGUCGCAUGCCUGCUUUUCGGAGGCUCGAGGAAGUAUUUGCCCAGCGGCAAUCGCCUCCGAGGCGACGUCAACGUCUUGCUUCUGGGUGAUCCUGGUACUGCCAAGAGCCAGAUACUCAAGUUUGCUGGGCAAGCAGCUCCUAUCUCAGUGUACACAAGUGGAAAGGGAAGCAGUGCUGCGGGUUUGACCGCAGCCAUCGUCAAGGACAGAAGUGGUUUUACCGUGGAAGGUGGGGCCAUGGUUCUUGCCGAUGGCGGCAUUGUGUGUAUCGACGAGUUUGACAAAAUGGAUGCCAAGGAUCGUGUGGCCAUCCACGAGGCCAUGGAGCAGCAAACCAUCUCCAUUUCCAAAGCUGGUAUAACCACAAUGCUGAACACUCGUUGCAGUGUGCUGGCUGCUGCGAACCCGCGAUUCGGUUCCUAUGAUGACCUGGCGGGUAGUGCCGACCAGAUGGACUUCGAAACCACAAUCUUGACGCGGUUUGACAUGAUGUUCCUGGUCAAGGAUGUCAGAGAUGCCGAAAAAGACUACACUCUUGCCAAGCACCUCAUUAGUUUGCACAAUGAAGGCCAGCAGGAGGAGAGAAAGGCCCCCUUCUCAGUGCAAGAGCUGCGAAAGUACAUCGCCUACUGCCGCUCCAAGUGCAGUCCUCGAUUGAAGCCCGAAGCCAAAGAGGUGUUGGUGAACCAUUACAUCACCAUCCGCAAAGCAAUGAAGUCAGAGCAGGCUGCGGUGCCCAUCACUGUCCGGCAGAUGGAAGCCAUUAUACGAAUCUCAGAAAGCCUGGCAAAGAUGGAGUUGAAGCAGGAUGCUGAUAUUAGUCACGUCGAAGAGGCGCUUCGCAUGUUCACCGUGUCCACCUUGGACUCAGCCAACAAAGACCGCAACAGCGGUGGCUUCGACGCCCUGGGUGAGGAUGAACAAAAGGCGCUGCAUGAAGCCGAGGAGGCUUCCCGUGUUUUUCAUACUGAUGGGUUUGGCUUGCAACCGCUGCUGUCGAAGCAGCUGCUGCCGCGUGGGCAUGUUCCACAGGUCUUUCUGUUGAGCUCCAACUUCUCCAAGAUAAUCAUGUCAUUCUUUAUACUGAUGUUUGGCAGCAGCCGAGAGCAAAUUACAGACAUGAUCCGCAACUGGAGUUUACGUGAUUCUGUAUUGAAAGCUGGGCUGCCUGCGAUAUUGUUCGCAAUGCAAGGUUGGCUGCUGCAAGUUGGCCAAGCACACAUUGAUUCCCUCAGCUUCAACCUGCUGAACCAGACAAAGACAUUGUCAGCAGCGCUUAUGUGCUACCUGCUGUUAGGCAAGAGGCAGUCACGAAUCCAGUGCUUUGCUCUGAUAUUGCUCUUCAUCUCAGCUUUGCUGCUGGGAAUGAAGGGAUGUGCCAGCUUCAAAGCUCACACUCGAAGGGACACUGCUGAUUCCUUCGUCUUUGGAAUUCUGCCAGUCGUCGUUGCAGCGCUCAGCUCUGGGCUGACGGCUGCCAUAACGCAGCGAACGUUGAAGGGCACGGCUGGACGGAACAGCUGGCUGUAUUCAAUGGAGCUGUCCAUGUGGGGUUCUGCUUGCCUCCUCGCAGGUGCGGGUCUUUCCAGAUUCUAG
This is a messenger RNA of Symbiodinium pilosum, 3384 nucleotides long. Lineage: Eukaryota; Dinophyceae; Suessiales; Symbiodiniaceae. The record is from the annotation of a GenBank genome assembly.